GGAAUACAGAACUGUGGAAGUAGAUUAUGUAGGUGAUGUUUCGGUACAAGGUUUAACUGGAUCGCGAUUCGUCAUGAAGGAAAGAGUAUGGUUUCUAAAUACAUCACAGUGUUAUUGUUUAAAAGUGAACAACGUACCAAAAUGUCUACCACAAGGCCUAAUCGACGUGUCAGAAUGUCAGGUAACAUUGUAACGAAAUAAAUGUGUCUCCUUACGGUCUGAGAUUCGAUUAUUUCACAGAAAAUGCCGGUAAUCUUGUCAGAGCCACACUUUUUACACGGCGACCCGCAACUCUUAAAAUAUGCAGGUGGUUUGAGCCCUAAUGAAGAGGCGCAUAGCACUUACGUCAUUAUCGAGCCAUACACUGGAACACCUCUUUCUGGAGAAAAAAAGACACAAUUGAAUCUAUAUUUAGAAAGACAACCGGUAGAAUUGCUUUCAAAUGUCAGCGACGGCUAUUUUCCACUUAUGUGGUGCAGCAAUGUAAGAAAAUAUUGAGACACAUAAUACAUUAUUGAUCAU
Molecule: messenger RNA, 522 nt
Organism: Frieseomelitta varia
Lineage: Eukaryota; Metazoa; Arthropoda; Insecta; Hymenoptera; Apidae
Product: platelet glycoprotein 4-like
Exons: 1
Coding region: 244-498 (84 amino acids)
Cellular component (GO): membrane; cytoplasm
Molecular function (GO): scavenger receptor activity
Source: RefSeq, a predicted model, not a curated record